AUGUGCGCGACUGGGCACUGCAGCUACACGCGCUACAUGCAAAUGUGGGAGGCCGUCGCGCAGAACCAUCUGAGGGCCCUGAUGCUGGGCAACUACAUCCCGGGCAGCUGGAACCACUACUGGGUGCCCAACGGGAUGGCCAUGCAUAUGCUCUACGUCACGCUCGCCAACAAGCACCAGCCCUUUGCGCAUCUGAAACUGCACUUCUCGAACGUGAUGCGCGCCGCGUUCACCGCCGGCGCCACAGCUAGAAUCGGGCUGGCCAGUCGGGAUCUGGAAUCGCUGACCAUCGACGAGCUGGAGGAGAUGACCACCGCCCGGGGCACCGUCUAUCGGGCGACGGCCGUGUUCGACACGUUGAUGCUCGGGUUCCGCAGCACAGACAGCGAGCAGACGUGGAUGAAGACUUGGAUCGAAUAUCCAGCCCAGCACCCGAACCAUUGGCGGCUCUACGACUCGGUGUUGAACGAAGAACGGCCCGAGGUGCAGCCCCUCCUCGUUCAGAUGCUGUUGGAUUGGAAUGCGAAACGCAGCGACCCCGAACCUUUUGAGGAGGAGCUGAAGCAGCCGGAGAACAUCCCCGAGCUCAGCACCGGCCUCCCGCAAAAGGCUGAAUAUCCGUUGUUUCUGAUCCGUCUGUCGUGCUACUUUGACCAACGCCGCUGCAUCGACUGGGCCAAGACCAUGUUUGACGCUGAUGUGAAAAAGCAUUGCCAGAAGCAGCAAAAGUUCAGCGAGUGCACCAAACUUCGCCCCUUCAUCCGCCCGUUCGUCUACUGUGUCGUGGUGACGGCCGGCAGCCAGGAGGACGUCGACAUGAUCACGUGGGCCCGAGAGAAUGAAGUGGACCGCACCGAGCAGCAGAACCUGAUCGACGCCUUCCGCCGCGAGUGCAUCAAGCCGAAGACGCCGGAGAACGAUCCCUACUUCCGGAAGCGCACCGGCAUCCGCGGCAUCUUCGCCCCGUUCAGCAUCGAGAAGGACGACGUCUACGAA
Mesorhabditis spiculigera is the source of this 996-nucleotide messenger RNA. NCBI's taxonomy places the organism in Eukaryota, Metazoa, Nematoda, Chromadorea, Rhabditida, Rhabditidae. The record is from the annotation of a GenBank genome assembly.